Messenger RNA from Setaria italica (foxtail millet), 2771 nucleotides. Its product is annotated as probable potassium transporter 13. Gene Ontology annotation, cellular component: membrane. The coding region runs from base 239 to 2563 and encodes 774 amino acids. Lineage: Eukaryota; Viridiplantae; Streptophyta; Magnoliopsida; Poales; Poaceae. The record is from RefSeq and is a predicted model, not a curated record. Gene Ontology annotation, biological process: potassium ion transmembrane transport. The transcript is spliced from 9 exons. Gene Ontology annotation, molecular function: potassium ion transmembrane transporter activity.
UCGUGAAGCCACCACGUUUUCCCUCCGCCUUAACUGCUUCGCUCCUCCUUCCGCACUGGCCCCUCUCUCCCUCCCCGCACUGGCCUCUCUCUCCUCUCCUCUCCCACCCUUCCUCCAUCGCCGGCGUGCACGCAGCAAGACUCCUCCCGGCGGCAGCCCACGCCGGAAUUGAGGGCCGAUCGAUCGAGUCCUAGCUCCGGCCAUCUUGUCUCGGCGUCGCUCCGCCGGGUUCGGGGAGAUGGAUGUGGAGGGCGGCGGCCUGCCGGCGGUGCAGUCGACGGCGAGGAGGACGAGCUCAUCAUGGGGACUUCAGAAAGCUACGCUUUUACUGGCAUACCAGAGCUUCGGGGUCGUGUAUGGCGACCUCUGCAUCUCACCUGUCUAUGUGUACAAGAACACCUUUUCUGGCAAGCUGCGUCUGCAUGAGGAGGACGAGGAGAUCCUUGGGGUGCUGUCUCUCGUCUUCUGGAGCCUCACUCUCAUACCCCUCCUCAAGUACAUCAUCCUUGUUCUUGGAGCAGAUGACAAUGGAGAAGGUGGGACAUUUGCAUUGUACUCGUUAAUGUGCAGGCGCUCCAGGAUGGGGCUCCUGAACAACAUACAUCAGGGACCUUUAUCAGCAUACAGCCAGAAGGAACCUCGUGAAGAGCUAAAGAGCAGUUUGGCUAUAAAAGGUUUCUUCGAGAAGCAUUUCUCGCUUCGCAUUGUGCUGCUGCUGUUCGUCCUGAUGGGUACUAGUAUGGUUAUUGGGGACGGUGUCUUCACCCCAACAAUGUCAGUUCUAUCAGCGGUUUCUGGCCUCAGAAUUAAGUUUCCAGAACUACAUGAAAAUUACACUGUGCUUUUUGCAUGUUUUGUUUUAAUUGGCCUUUUUGCACUGCAACACUGCGGAACACACCGUGUUGGGUUCCUAUUUGCUCCAAUUUUGCUUGCUUGGCUCGCUUGCAUUGGUGGUAUUGGUAUAUACAACAUUUUCAAGUGGAACCCUAGUGUCAUCCGUGCUCUGUCCCCGUACUACAUAUACAACUUCUUCAGGAAGGCCGGCAGGGACGGCUGGAGCUCACUUGGAGGAAUUGUUCUUUGCAUCACAGGUGCUGAGGCAAUGUUUGCUGAUCUUGGGCAUUUCUCAAAGCUUUCACUAAGGCUUGGAUUCACAAUAGUUGUGUAUCCAUGUUUAGUCCUGGCUUACAUGGGUGAGGCUGCUUAUCUAUCUAAACAUAGGGAGGAUCUCCAAAGUAGCUUUUACAAAGCUCUACCAGACACAGUGUUUUGGCCUGUUCUGAUCAUCGCUACACUAGCCACAGUUGUUGGGAGCCAAGCCAUCAUCUCAGCUACGUUUUCGAUCAUAAGCCAGUGCAGGGCCUUGGGGUGCUUCCCGCGGAUUAAGGUCGUGCACACAUCAAGCCAAGUCCACGGCCAGAUCUACAUACCGGAGGUGAACUGGGUUCUCAUGUUCUUGUGCCUGGCCGUCACGGUCGGAUUCCGCGAUACCGAAAUGAUUGGAAACGCCUAUGGUCUUUCUGUGAUCCUGGUGAUGUUUGCAACCACAUGCCUGAUGUUCCUCGUCAUCACCACCGUGUGGAAUCGGAAUGUCCUACUGGCAGGGCUCUUCACCCUCGGCUUCGGAUCCAUCGAGCUCACGUACCUGUCGGCGUGCCUCGCCAAGGUCCCCCAUGGCGGCUGGCUCCCCCUGCUGCUGUCGCUGGUCACGCUCCUGACCAUGUCGACGUGGCACUACGGCACGAAGAAGAAGGAGGAGUACGAGCUCCAGAACAAGGUCUGCCUGGACCGGUUCCUCAGCCUGAGCUCCGGCAUGGGCCUCGUGCGCGUCCCGGGCGUCGGCUUCAUCUACUCCAGCGCCGUCAACGGCGUGCCCCCCAUGUUCGCGCACUUCGUCACCAACUUCCCGGCGUUCCACCGGGUGCUCAUCUUCGUGUCGAUCCAGACGCUGACGGUGCCCAAGGUCUCGCCGGACGAGCGCUUUCUGGUCGGGCGGGUUGGCCCGCCGGCCAACCGGCUGUUCCGGUGCGUGGUUCGGUACGGCUACAAGGAAGGGCGGUGGGACCACUUCAACUUCGAGAACCAGCUGCUGAUGAAGGUGGUGGAGUUCCUCCAGCUGCAGCCGCAGGAGGACGCCGCCGAGCCGCCGUCCGACUCCGGCGAGCUGUCGGUGAUCCCCGCGUCGCCGCGCACGCAUCACCAGCUGGCCGACGCGGGCACGGCGUCGUCGGCGUCGUACAGCGGCGGCUCGUCCUGCGAGAUCGACGCCGGCGUGAUGAGCAGGAGGGUCCGGUUCGAGGAGCCGUGGUCCGGCGGCGAGGAGGGGGAUGCGGCGGCGGAGAGGAACGGCGAGGUGAAGACGCUGAUGGAGGAGCGGGAGUCCGGUGUGUCGUACAUGAUCGGGCACACCUGCGUGGAGGCCCACGAGUCGUCCCCCGCGGUGAAGAAGUUCGCCAUCAACGUCGUGUACGGCUUCCUACGGCGCAACUCGCGGAGGCCCGCCGCUGAGCUCGGCGUCCCGCACACCUCCCUCAUCGAGGUGGGCAUGACGUACAGGGUGUGAGCGAGCGACUGACCGGCACCUCGGCGGCCUCGCCGGUGAGCGCUAGGGUAGUUGCUGGAACCUGAAAACCGUAGCUGCAGACAGUAGCUUGUAGAGGUAGCGUGUGUGGAAGAAUGAAGAAGAAGAACCGAACUGGCAGCCGGACAACUGGACCUGGUACUCGCAGUCGCCGAUCGAGCUGAAAUGAAUUAACAACUUGGUUCUUACU